AUGCCAGAACAAGGCCAAAGUACUCUUGUUAAAAAUCCUGAUGAAAUAGCUCGACAACUAGAAAAAGCCUACGGUAUGAAACCAAAUUCAAUACGCACCACUUCUAUUAUAAUCAAUAGUGGCGGAACGAAUAAUGCUAAACGUCGCCAUCGUCAAACAGAAAGAAAAAGCCGUGAACUGUAUGUAAAUCUUUUGCAUGACUUUUAUUAAUAAUGCAUGAGUUCUCGACAUAUAUCUAAAUUUAUUUUAGAUCUGACUGUCAGCACUUGGGUGCUAAUCGUACACGUGUGAUGAUCAGUUUCCAUGUAAUCUUCUCACCCAUCUGUGCUAGUUCACCGCUUUGCAGAGAAAACCUCAUCAGUGACAUCACAAUGAAGUUAACAACGCUUGCUGUACCUAUGGAAUCAAAUUUUCAGUUUCAUGGCGGAAAGUCUGCUAAGCUUCUAUUACUUCCUUGCAAAGAAGUCACAACAAGGGGUAACAAAUUUUAUUUUGUAUAUAUCCUCACAUGCUUUGACACUUGUUUAGACUUUUUCUUUGAAAAAUUCUAGUAGCAAUAGGCUUUCGUAUAAAAUCAGGUUCUUUGAAAUUUAAUUAUUCGAUGAUAUUCAAUUCCAUAAAUUGAUAAAUGAUGUAACAUUAGUAUUUAGAAAAUAUGGAACUUUUGGACUUUUGAGCAUUUCGUCGAAGAAGAAAUGAUAUAAAAGUUAUCUUUCAAUGUAUUAUAAUUAUCUUUCAUGUUAAAAAGUAUUUUACUUAUAAGAUAUUUAUGAGAUAGUGAGAUAUAUCAGUAUCACCUUCAUGGUAUGAUUGUGGCUGGCAUCCACGAUGAAUCUUAAUGAGAUCACUUUCAUACGUACUAUUCGUGCAGUUGGGUCAAAUAAAAAUAUACUCAUCAAGAAAGCUUCAAUCACUGAUUUCCGCCACCAUUUUUCAUUUCAAUUUUUGUUAAUUAAUUUUUCUUACAAAGCACUGUUAGCUAUAGGAUUUGGACUUUGACUCGUUAUCUGUACGUAGGCUCUUGAUAUUAAACAGAGAAGAUAGAUGAAUUACUUAUCUUAAUUACAUAAAAGUAAACUGAAAGAAUAAUGUGACAUGAUUUUUCCUGAAAGUAGAACUAAACAUAUUCGAAUAAUAUAGAACGCGUGUUCAGAAGCGCUUGUAUCAUGAAGCAAUUUUUUUUUCAUUUAAAUAAAUUGCUUACAAAUAAAAAUCAACUGAUAAUAUUGCACUAGUAGUCAGUGAAAUUUAAUUCGAAAUAUCAACAUUAAAUUGAAACUAAUAUAAAAAUAUUAGUCUAUAUUUGAAAUGAAAAGAAUCUAUGGUCUUUUUUCGAAUCGUUUUUUAUACAUUUCAAAUUUAAUGGAAAAAUUCACCUUUAAUGCCUUCUUUGUAUAGUGUUGACUUUUGUGAGGAUAGAAAUGUUUCACUUCAUAUAUAUUUUGUGCAUUCACUUUCCAUUAGUGCUUCAUAUUUAUAACCUCACGGUGUAUGGGAAUGAUUUCUGCUUUAAAUUAAACCGUUUUCCCACCAGCUGACUCUAUUGCCCAGGGUUAGUCAAAACAGAUUAGUUAAUUGGUAAAAAUCCUUUUUCAAUACGAGUUCUACAUUUCUGGUAUAUAUGAGCGAUAUUUUCAUCAAAACUAAUAAUGCUUUAUUCCUUUACUCUUAGUUUUUCCAUUAAAUGCAAAAGAUUCGUGUAUCUUUUCUUCUUUGUUUAAGGGAAAUUAAAGAGCACAGGCCAUCACUAAUUGUCAUAUGUAUUGAAUUCUGUUUAACUUUAAACUUCAGGAUGUUCAUAACUUCCCUGGUUGUUUUAACCUGGACUUUCCCAAAUCAGUUAUGUUGACACUUUACUGAUUUGAAUUUGCAAUAAGAUUCUAUUAUUGCAAUAAGUGAAACAAGCAAUAUUUAUAUUACUAGCUACCAUGUAUAAUGAGCGCUUUCAAUUCUUAAGAGACUUUACAUUAUUCUUUAUAUUUUGAGAUUCAAUGAAAUACCUUUUCGGUAGAUUCACCGUUUUCUAGUUCUUGGAACACGAAUCCGAUAAUUUUUAAUGUAAACUCUACUGUCAGUUCAUGGACAAUACUCCUCAUAAUCCUCAUAGAAUGUUCAUAUAGCACCAUACUACAACCAAAUGAAUAUCAACAAUCAUCUAACCACUUCGCUCAUGAUAUUACCUCAAACUUUGAGAUUUACGAGAGUUGUGAAUACAUUAAGAAAACUUUAGAAUCUAAUCUUAAUCUCACGACCAGUCCCAUAGUGUAGGAUACAUUUCACCGGAAUCGGCUACUAUCGUAACUGACUUCGAAAAGCUGGACUUUCCACAUGGCUGUGAAGCUUUCCCUUAACCGCACUUGAAAUGUCCUCAUUUUUAAGCACAAACGCUCAAUAAGACGAGACACAUUGAGAAAACUAACUUCCCUUCAAACCUAAUUCUAAUUAAACUUUAAAGCCGACAUUUGGGAUGAUCCGUUAGUAACACUUCAAAAAAAAAUAAUAAGAACACAAAUUUAGAGCGACAACACCACUUACUAUUAUUGUCUGAGCAACUGAAUAAGCAUACUGCUCAUUCAAGCAUCUUAAAACUUCACCGAGCCAUAUAUCACGCUCGUUUCACCCACGAACCACUCAGUACACUAUUGACUCCCUUCGAUUUCGGAGUUCAAAAUGAGUCGAAAACUAAUCGGUUCCGAAACCAUUAACAUCAGCAGAGCUUCAAUAAUCAACGAGAAAACUCGAAAAAUCAUCCUUCCUAUUUUAGUGAGAAGAGCAACCGUUUGUUGUCGCUGUUCAAUAACUACAUUACCAGGAACAGCAGUAAAAUCCUAAACCUCGCCCGGACAGAGACAUCAUUGAGUGAACACCUCAAUUGUUGUCCGUCCUCACAAACAAACUGCACCGGCUGUACUAGCACGUGUACAUUGCCAAAUGCGGUGUCCACAUGCAGCAACCAAGUCUGCGUCGUUACCCGAUGCAGUAAUAAUUUCGGCAACUGCGACAAUCAAGACGCAAACGGCUGCGAAAUACAAACAUCCACCGAUCGUAACAAUUGUGGGGCAUGCGGCACAGUUUGCUCUUUCCCAAAUGCUGUCCCUACAUGCACCUCUAGCACAUGCCGCAUUUCCAGCUGCAACACUGGAUAUAGAAACUGUGACGGCAACACAGCUAACGGAUGCGAAGUGAACAUAGAAAACAACCCACAAAACUGCGGCGCCUGCGGAAACCAAUGCAAUCUCGAUCAGGCUACGCCUUCCUGCGUCAACAGCACCUGUGUUGUGACAACUUGCAACUUCGGCUACGGAGACUGCAACAACCGGAACAAUGACGGUUGCGAAACUCGUCUAAAUACAUUAAGUAACUGCGGAUUUUGUAAGAAUGCGUGCAGUUUAGCACAUGCAGUUUCAACGUGUGCAUCUGGAACCUGCACAAUUAGCACCUGCAGUACUGGAUAUGCAAACUGUGACAACAACACCGCUAAUGGAUGCGAAACUAGCAUAACCACACUCACAAACUGCGGUUCUUGUGGAAAAGCAUGCAAUUUAGCAAAUCCAUCUUUAACCUGUACUUCUGGUACUUGUCCCAUUAGUGCCUGCCUUGCUGGUUUCGCCAACUGUGACAACAAAACUGCUAAUGGAUGUGAAACUAGCACCACUACACUGACUAACUGCGGCACUUGUGGAAAUGCGUGCAAUUUGGCAAAUGCGGUUUCGACGUGUGCUUCUGGAACUUGUGCUAUAAAUAGCUGUAAUGCUGGAUUCAAAGACUGUAACGGCAACCCAGCUGAUGGAUGUGAAACAAGCAUCACUACUCUUAGUAACUGCGGUGGUUGUGGAACCCCCUGCACUUUGCCAAAUGCACAGCCCACGUGCAAUACUCAAACUUGUGCAAUAAGUAGCUGUAAUGCUGGAUUCAAAGACUGUAACAGCACCCCAGCUGAU
Molecule: messenger RNA, 3941 nt
Organism: Rotaria sp. Silwood2
Lineage: Eukaryota; Metazoa; Rotifera; Eurotatoria; Philodinida; Philodinidae
Source: the annotation of a GenBank genome assembly